Lodderomyces jiufengensis is the source of this 759-nucleotide messenger RNA. RefSeq names its product mitochondrial 54S ribosomal protein bL17m (gene MRPL8). The record is from RefSeq and is a predicted model, not a curated record. Gene Ontology annotation, biological process: translation. Bases 1 to 759 code for a protein of 252 amino acids. Gene Ontology annotation, molecular function: structural constituent of ribosome. Gene Ontology annotation, cellular component: ribosome; mitochondrial large ribosomal subunit. NCBI's taxonomy places the organism in Eukaryota, Fungi, Ascomycota, Pichiomycetes, Serinales, Debaryomycetaceae. The transcript has a single exon.
AUGGUCACAAUAAAUCAUUUUAAUAAGAAUGUGGCAGCUCAUAAAGAAAGCAUAUAUAAGAACUUAUGUACAAAUUUGAUUCGUCAUGAAUAUAUAAUGACAACACAAGCAAAAGCAAGACAAGCUCAACCUCAUAUCGAAAAAUUCUUAGGAAAAGCAUUAUCAGAAACAAAAGAAUUACCAAACCUUAGUAUAGGGGAUAAACUAAACAAAAUAAAAUCACUAAAUUACUUACAACCAUCAGAUAAACAAGAAAUUGGAUUAAAAUUAAUAAAAGAUUUACAAAAAAGAUACAUAAAUAGAGAUCACGGUUUCACAAGAAUAAUUAAAUUAGAACCAAGAUUAGGAGAAGACAAUGCACCAAUGAGUAUAAUAGAGUUAGUAGAUUCUAAAUAUCAAUUUAAAUUAUGGUAUACUGCAAAAACAGUUGCAAAGUUACAAUUACAAAAUAUUCCACUAGAUGAUAUAACUGAAAUAAAUAUAAAAAAAUUAAUUCAAGGACAAGAAAAUGGUCAACAAGAAUUUGAUAAUUGUGUUGAAAUUUGUAAAAAGGAAUUUUUUAAUAAUGGUAUAGUUGAAGAGAUGAAUGAUGAAACUUCACAACUGUUGAGUAGUUUACCAAAUAUGGAAAGACAUACUGGUGACUUAAAAGAUAAAUUAUUAGUUUCUAAAAAAUAUAAAACUAAACCAAGACCAAGCGAAAAUGAAUCAAUAAUACCUCAAUCACCAUUUUUGAAACAACAAUCAGCUCAAGUAUAG